UGUUGAUAAAGUCCACCUUUUUUAUAUCUCUGUUGUUGUAUCCUUACAUAUAUGUAGUAUAGAUGGUAAAACUUUCAUCUUUGUUGGGUUGUGUUUCUUGAUCAAGGUAAUAAUGAUCUUUUCUUGUUUUUCUGUAAAGAAAUUUUGGGGAAAAAAAGUUAGUUUUUUCUUGUGUUGCUUGUGUUUGCUGUGAUUUUUUGCUUGUAGUAACUUUAUGAAUGCUCGAAAACAGCGUUUCUACUUCUUCGGAGGUAGUGGUAUGGACUGCGUACACUUAGCCCCCAAUAUGUGGGAAUACACAUGCUAUGUUGUUGUUGUUGUUGUAGUUAACUUUGUGAAUGGGUGGAUGCAGCUGUUUUGAAUAUGUGAAAUUGUGAGAGAAGGGGGUUGCUUGGAUGGUAAGCACCCUCCACCUCCAAUCAUGAGGUUGUGGGUUCGGGUCAUCAAGGGAGCAAAAAGGGCGGGAGCUCCUAAGGAGGGGUGGAAAAAGAGUGAAAUUGUGGGGUUUGGGUAAAAUAGCUUGCUUUCUUUUCUUUUGUGUGGAUUGUUUUCUUAGGUUGGGAAUGCUUUUCUUAGAAUCUUGGGAUGAGCCUAGUUUAGCUAAUAAGGAAGCUCUUAAACCUUCUUGACUUUGGGUGACCAAAAUAGCUUUGGAGUCUAGAGAACUGCAGAUAUUCUAUUGCCAAGAGAACUGCAGUUUUUUAACAAAAAGAUGUCUUUUGAGGAAUUCAGAGUUUUAUCUGCUGAAGGCAUUGAAUAGCCAUUCUGAUAAGGAACCCCGUGAAUGCAAUUUUUUUUUUGUUGUUGAUAACCAUGGUAUUUGAACUAGCUUAUGCUCACCUUGAUUAAUUUUGCUUGAAUGCAAUUGGCUGCUAAUUAUACUAUAAAAAAAGUUCCUAAUUCUGGUCUUAUUGGCAAAAUAAUCAAUUUUAAGAAUUUAUUUCUGGUCUUAUUGCCAAUUCUUACCUAAUUCAAGUGUUGCUUACUUAACAUGCUGAGAAAGAUUAGCGGAGAAAAAGAUUGUGAUUUCCUUGGAAGGAAGAGCAGAUAAAAUCUGUGUCUUUAAGAGAAAAAUUGUGAGGCCUAGUCACACAUUUAAUAUGAAGUCAUUAGCAAGUAAGGUUGACACUAAAAUUAAUAUAUCUCUGUUGAAAAGCUUCUUUGUGUGCCUUAGGUCUUGUUUUUGAUCCUAAUAUCAAGGAGGCUAGCAUAUUAAGUAGCGGUACUACUUUGCACCAUGACCUCUUCUCUUAAAAAUUCUUCUCUGUCUUUGCAUCCAUGAACUGAGGUGAGAACCGCAAGAUUAGAUGGUUGUAAGGACAUUCCGUCAUACGUUUGCAGAUGCUUUGGUUACACAAAUUCAUGAAACCUAGCAGGGUUUUGGAAAACAAUUGCAUCUCCACUUUGAACAGCUCGUUUGGUCUCUUGGGCAGCACGCAAAAUACAAAAGUCAUAAACCUUCCCAUUAGUCCCUUGUGUCUGAUUGAGAAUUUGAGAUUGAAGUUGGUGGCUGACGUGACUGAAGAGAAUUAUUUAAUUCUGUGCAACUCAAGAAUUCACCAUAAUAGUGCAACGACUUGUCACUUUUGCAGUUGGGAAAGCUAUAACACCUCACGAAACUGACUUGAAAGAAUCCCCGUAAACUUGACAACCUAUUCUGAGAUGGACUUGAAAGCUAUAUCUUGGGUGGGAAACGUAUACCAAAAGUUCGAAACUAUGUGUUUGGAGAUGGAAGAGGCUAUGUACCAGGACACUGUUAAAUAUGUCGAAAAUCAGGUGAACAUUGUUGGUACAAAUGUCAAGAGAUUCUAUUCUGAGGUGAUGCAAGAUGUUCAUCCUCAAUGUAGUAUUGAUCCUGUGAAAGUUGCAGCUGCUGACUUGUCUCUGAACCCUUAUGCUCACUAUGAAAUUGAUAAGAAGCUGAAAGCAAACCUUAAAGGAAGUGACAGAGGUUUCAGUAACAAAUUAAAUGAUGAAACUCAAGUGAUCAAGGGGAAAAUCAAAAGUGGAGGAGUCUAUAAACGUCAAAAUGUUGGGAUCAAAGAAAUUGUUAGAGACAGCCAUCCAGCUAAGAAGUCUGAUACAACCUGUCUUGCAUCAGGGGAUGCAGUAAAAUCAUCUUCACAUUCUGAGGUUAGGGGUGGUUUUGAAAUGGCAUCUGACCACGUGACCCUGACUUCACCCCUGGCCUCAGUUAAAGGAUCUGACUCUGGACAAGCAGCAAGUAAAGUUUGUGAUCACAUUGUACAAACUAAUGUGCCUGCAGCUGAUACUUCAAUUAACUCUGCGGCUUCUGUCAUGAUGUCGGUUGAAUCUGAUGGGAAGAAGCAAAUAGCAGAUACAUGUACAAAGGAGUUGGCUCGUAAUACAAGAUUGGAAAUUAGCAGUAAUUCUUGGAACAAUGAAUUAGCUAAUGAGGAGAUCAAUGAGCUCCAUGAAGAAAAAUCAGACAAUUUGUCUUCUUCUACGUCCAAGUAUGUCAACAUUGAGUCAGAAUUGGAACUUGUUGAGAACUUUGAUGUAUCCCAGUUGGAGGAAACAUGUGUCCUGGUUGAAAAGUACAAGAUUCGUGUUCCACAUGGCCCAGCCAAACUUAAGUCCUGUAAGAAGAAGCUUCGGGAAGCUUUCUCUACGAAAAAGAGGUUGACAAGAAAAGAGUAUGAACAACUUGGAGCACUAUAUGGAGAUCAACAAUGUAACCUAGAGGCUGAAGACAGGGUGAUGCCUGUUCUUGCCAUGAAUUCAAACACAAAAAUGCUGUCUGCUAAUGAUCAUCCUGAAUCUGAGUGGGAGAUUUUAUAGUUCUGAUGAUGCUGUAAAUAGUAUUGUUUUGCUUUUUCCAAUCAAUCCAUGGCAUCCUAGAUAAACGAAGAUUGAUAUUAUUAUGCAUUAUUCGCCUUGUAAAGUUGCAUGAGGUAUCAACAAUCCGUUCCUCUAGUAGUGCUAGCUAGUAAAUAAUACAUAGUGGUACCUUGAAGAAACCAACCCAUAUGUGAGGUAUGGCCACAUUGUAGCCGAUCUUGGCAUUCUCAUGAAUUAAAAUAUAUAUGGAAAGCUUUUUCAGUGUUA
Molecule: messenger RNA, 3069 nt
Organism: Capsicum annuum
Lineage: Eukaryota; Viridiplantae; Streptophyta; Magnoliopsida; Solanales; Solanaceae
Exons: 7
Coding region: 1663-2802 (379 amino acids)
Source: RefSeq, a predicted model, not a curated record